AUGUAUAUGGAUCAUCCACUACAACCAUAUGACGAAGACGAUCGGAUCUCGACAUGGCUCAACUCGCUCGACGUGAGCGCCCUCCACGACGGCGAAGGCUUGGGCGGAGGAGAAUAUCCGUAUACGGAGCCCGCCCUUCGCGCCGACUCGCCUCUCGAGGGAUGGCUGUCUCCAUCCGACGCCAACACCGAUAUCCUCAAAGCAGCAACAACGUCGCCGAACGCGCUCUUGAACCCGUCCCCCGACUACGCGCGUCGCCUACCCAGCCCCGCACCCCCAAGCGUUAACGAAGGUGAAGGUGAAAGUCUAGAUGGGAAGAGAGAUGAGGAAAGGGACAGGGAAAAUGAGGAAGACGCGCUCCGCGAACUGCUGUACCACCUACGCCUACCAGAGCCCUCACCAGCACCGCGCACGUGCUCCAGUCGCUCACUCCUCCCCUCCCCACUUAUCCUCUCCCCCUCGCUCUCUCGCAAGCCCUCGGCCUGUGUAUCACCCACAACGUCGCGCAGGGCGUCCCGGAGACAGAGCCAGAGACCGUCCCGCCGGACGUCCCUCACUGUCGCCCCGAACUCACCCCAUAGGCAUGCUAUGUACUUCCCCACGCCUGCUGUACCGACGCCCAUAUCCAAUCCCGCCCCCGCCUCUACAUCUGCACAGACACUGGAGUAUGAAGACCCCGUGUCCCCAACGACGCCAACAACGCCGAGCACACCAGCGCUCUCCCCUUCGUCCUCAACAACAUUCACCACCGCCUCCCACUCCCACUCCCCUUCCGCCUCCCACUCCACUUCCCAUUUUACCUCCCCCUCUACUUCGGUGUUCCAAAUUGACGCGGGCUCGUGCCCGUCGUUCUCCUCGUUCGCGUUCCCGGACAGGAAGACACCGACGCCGACACACCCUACUGAGUACGGGUACUCACCCCGGCACUCUCGACACGAGCACUCCCUCUCCUGCGCAUAUUCACACUCGUCCUCGCAAUACUCGAGCACGAGCGGGCACGCGGACGAGUACUCGGGUGAACCCCAAUACUACGGAGGCUUGGAAGAAGAGUAUGUGGAUCACGGUGUACUCGGCGAAGAAGUAUUGGAACGACAAGACGUCUGUGAGCGAGAAGGAUAUGGAAGAGGAUUGGAUGAACGAGGGAUGUCCUCGCGCUGGUCCCUUAGCUCCUCGCUUGACGACCACCCUCUUCCUCAUUCUACCUCACGCAAUUCCCCCUUCCCCCUACUCAACACUUCACGCACCUCUUCCCGCCGCUCUUCCCGCUCACCUUAUACCCCAUACUCGCCUACUUCACGCUCUUCUCCGAGCUCGCCCACUUCCCCAAACAAAGACAAGACGGGGAAGAAGAAGAAGCGUGGUCUCUUCACCAGACGUAUUUCCUCCUCGUCCAAUACGCCAAACCCCGAGUUCGCGCCACCGAACACGCCUGUAGAGAUGGACGCCGAAGCGCCUGAGACCAUUGGACGGAGGCGGCGCUUGGUAUCGUUCAUCUCCAGGAUCGCACAUGCCAACUCCAAUGUUAACACGCCCACCAUCCCAAGUGUGGACGCAGCGCCGGAGUUCGCGUGUUCCAACUCGCCUUCUGAUGUAUCUUUGGAUACUCCGUCCGUACCUUCGGCGGCGGGCGAUCGUGAGCAGUUUGAGGAAAAGGAAGUCGAGGAAGUCGAAGAGUUGGGUUCGAUCGAGUUCGCCGUGCCCUCCUCGUCCUCCCACGACUCUCUCCUCCCCUCUGCGCUCUCCGUCACGAUCGCAAAGGUUGACGUAGAGAAAGCCUUACCACCAACACCCCCUUCUUCCUCCCCGACACCCCCUCUCGCCCCCUCAAACCCUUCUCCCUCUGGUACACCUCCCCCGCAGUUACCUCAAAGGCUGAGGACCUCGCGCUCGCACGGGACCCUCCCUCUCCCUAUCCCUCACAAGAGGGAACGGGCGUUCACUGUCCCCCACCACCCACACCCACAGCCCACCCAAAACGAACAACAACGCCCACAGCUGAGGGCCCCGCGCUCCAUGGGCGCUCUGCGGACUUUGGGGUACGAUCGGUCCUUAGCGGCUACUUCGUCUGUGCACUACCUGCCGCGUGAGAGCUAUGCGCUUGAGGAAGUCGAAGUUCUCGAAGAGGUAGAAGAGGUCGGCGUGGCCUCGCCGACGGCGCCCUCCUUCAACACUGCCGACACGCACGCGACUCACUUGACGAGCUCGACGGAGCCUCUGAUCUCGACGCCGCGCGAGCAUUCGCUAGACGUUCAGCUUCCGCUUUCCUUGGACACGCAGAUGCAAUCGUACGUACUACCUUCUCCGCCGUCCCCCACACAGGCGAGCCCGACGACGCCCUCGAAAUCGCGCACCUCGCGCCUCAACACGCUCAACAUGCACACGCUCAACACCAUCAAACUCUUCGGGCUGCACGCCAAGGGGCGAGGAAAGAAGCGAAAGCUCGUCGUCUCCGGGAUCGAGGACGAGCGCGGGUACGAGGCCGUACGCGCGUGGUGUGAGGCAUUCGGCCAAGUCCGCUCGUUCGCGCCCUCCUCCGGCGGGGACGGGAGCAAAGGAAGCGUGGUGGUCGACUGGAAGAAAGCGAGCGUGGCAGAGACCGUGUGCCGCGUGCAGGCGACUGUGUGGAUCCGCGGGGCGGGGAGUGUGGCGUUGAGCUGGUUCGAGUGA
Messenger RNA from Pleurotus ostreatus (oyster mushroom), 2667 nucleotides. RefSeq lists its product as uncharacterized. The coding region runs from base 1 to 2667 and encodes 888 amino acids. The transcript has 3 exons. NCBI's taxonomy places the organism in Eukaryota, Fungi, Basidiomycota, Agaricomycetes, Agaricales, Pleurotaceae. The record is from RefSeq and is a predicted model, not a curated record.